Liolophura sinensis is the source of this 1059-nucleotide messenger RNA. RefSeq names its product arginine kinase-like. Lineage: Eukaryota; Metazoa; Mollusca; Polyplacophora; Chitonida; Chitonidae. Gene Ontology annotation, molecular function: creatine kinase activity. The record is from RefSeq and is a predicted model, not a curated record. The transcript has a single exon. Bases 1 to 1059 code for a protein of 352 amino acids. Gene Ontology annotation, biological process: phosphocreatine biosynthetic process.
AUGUCGGAUCUACCACAGCUAUGGAAAAAACUGAGGGCAACAAAGGAAAGCAAGUCUCUGAUGAGCAAAUACCUGACGCCAGAGAUUUAUGAAAAACUGAAAGACAAAAAGACGAAGUUGGGCGGUACGUUAACGGACUGCAUUCGAUCUGGUGUGGAAAACCUGGACAGUGGAGUGGGAAUCUACGCAUCUGAUCCUGCAGCCUACCAAGAGUUUAGCGAGCUGUUUGAUCCGAUCAUUAAGGACUAUCACAAAGUAGAAGCCCUCUACCACCCUCCCACCGAUUUUGGAAAUGUCGAACAGUUAAACUUCGGUGAUCUUGACCCUUCCGGUGAGCUAAUUGUGUCCACUAGGGUCAGAGUUGGCAGGAGUCAUGACAGUUACGGGUUUCCCCCAACCCUCAACAAGGAGCAGCGUGUUAACAUGGAGAGAAAUACUCGUGAUGUCUUGGAGAAGUUGACUGGGGAGCUUAAAGGUACUUACUAUCCCCUAGAUGGUAUGACCCCCGAAACUCAGAAAAAGUUGAUGGAUGACCAUUUCCUCUUUAACGACAGUGACAGAUUCCUUAAGGCUGCUGGUGGGUACAACGACUGGCCCGUGGGUAGGGGUAUAUUCUUCAACGACAACAAAACCUUUCUGGUCUGGGUGAACGAAGAAGACCAUCUGAGAAUCAUCUCCAUGCAGAAGGGAGGGGACUUGGCCGCUGUGUACAAGCGACUUGUGAGUGGCAUUCAAGAACUGGAAAAGAAACUGCAAUUUGCCCGUCUGCCCAAUUUGGGUUACCUCACGUUUUGUCCCAGUAAUUUGGGCACAGCCCUACGGGCCAGCGUGCACGUGAAGAUACCCAAAGUGGCGGCCAUGCCGGAGUUCAAAACGAUCUGUGACGAGUAUAGCAUCCAGGCGAGAGGCAUCCACGGCGAGCACACAGAGAGCUUGGGCGGUGUGUACGAUAUCUCUAACAAGAGACGACUGGGUUUGACAGAGAUUCAAGCGAUAGAGGAGAUGAGACGAGGGGUCGAAGAACUGAUCAGGUUAGAGAAGGGAGGAGAACUUAAAUAA